Molecule: messenger RNA, 850 nt
Organism: Ananas comosus (pineapple)
Lineage: Eukaryota; Viridiplantae; Streptophyta; Magnoliopsida; Poales; Bromeliaceae
Product: auxin-induced protein 15A-like
Exons: 1
Coding region: 321-698 (125 amino acids)
Biological process (GO): response to auxin
Source: RefSeq, a predicted model, not a curated record
CGUACAGUUUUAUUCAGCAAGUUGCAGAUUGCAACUGCCUCCCUGAUCCAUUGAAUGCACUAGGCCUGCCUUGGAUAUACACACAUAAAAACUACCUGCCCUCCAUACCUCCAUAAGCCAAGAGAACUUUACAGCUUUCAAUCCACGUAAACAUUUACUCCCUAUCAUUUCUCUAUCUCUCUCUCUUUCUCUCUCUCUGCAAUCUUCUCAUUAAUGAUACCAGACCCCACUCCUUACCAUAUAUACUCGCAAUCAGCCUUCGUACGGUAUCACUUCCACCUACAAUAUCUAUCUGCCUGAGUUGAGGGUUGCGAAAACAAAUGAACAUGCUGAAGAGGAAGUUCCUAGGGACAUUUCUUACAAAGUGGAGGAUGCCAAGUAUUGAGAUGCUAACAUGUGCAACAUACAGCUGCAAUGGGUGGGCUCUCAUCGGUCGAAGCCAAGAAGAAGAAAGCAUCCCCAAAGACGUUCCUAAAGGCCACAUGGUAGUCUACGUAGGCAAUGAGCACAAGAGGUUUGUCAUUCGAGUCACGUACCUCCACCACCCCUUGUUUCAGGCAUUGCUUGAUAGAGCUGAGGAAGAGUAUGAUUUUAGCCCAGAUUCUAAGCUCUGCAUACCAUGCGAGGAAGAUCUCUUCCUCAGCAUUCUUCACUGCGUUAGUUUGCAGAAGGAACCUAGAAUGUGGUUAUGCCUUUGAGGGUCUUUCAUUUUUCCCUGGGCCUUCCAUGCGGAAUAAUUAGGUGCUAUUUAACUUAACUGAGUAUACUAGUCAUCCACAUUGUACACUAUGUAGCAUGUAAUAUAACUCUCUCUUGCCUCAUAAGCAGUCUAUUACUUGUCAUUUUGCCA